AUGACUGCUCCGUGGAGUAUCGAAGAUGACAUUCGUCUGUUUCGGUGGAUUACGGAGUUCAAGCCAGCUGGCGUCCACAAGCACUUCCACAUGAUUAGCAUCCUUGAACGAAUGAACAAACAGGACCAGUUCCCCGUUGUAUUAUUGUUUGAUAAGCUCAAAAGCGAAGGUAAGGGCCAAUUUACUGCCAAAGAAAUAUGGGCGAAAUUGGAUCAGCAUUACGAUCUUAAACAAUUAGAUGACAGAGAAAACAAUGCCAUUGAGGAAGAAUCCUCCGAAGAAGCUGCAGAGAAUACCGAAGAGCCGUUUUGCAAAUCCAAAUUCCAGGCACUUCGACGCGUCCUCAGGAAACCUCGAGAAUUUCAUUUGCCUUGGGAUGAGUACGGAGAAUUGAUUCUCGAAAACGCCCGCGGCGCUCUGGAAGAUAACCUGGAAGACGAUGACCACAGGUCUGGUGGCGAUGAGGAUCGUGAGGCACAGCCUGGGCAUAGGGCCCCAGAAUCAAUUCCCCCGCCCGAGAGAACCUCGAGGAGGGUCACGCGCUCUGCAGCGUCCGGACAGGCUACGGGAAGGGUCACUCGAUCUCAGGGUCCCGGUGGGACCCUGGAUGCAGCUGGUGAGCUAACCCAUGACGAAGACCUGGCAGAUUCGGAAAAAAGCAGUGGAAAUUCCAACGAUGAGGCUGUGGAAAGUGAGGAACAAGAAGAUCCCGAUGUGCGAAUGAGCGAGCCAGACGAGGGUGUGGUGGAAAUCGAAAAGCAGAGUGCAAAAAAUACAGGAUCAAAGCCCGACAGUGUAUCUCCGCUAACCACCACCUCCAAACCGACUCCAGAGCCUUCGCCUCAAGAGCCAGCGACGACUUCGGAGCCGCAUGGGCCGCCGAGCCACGAAUCCCCGCCUUCGAAGAGGACCAGGACUACACGAAGUCAUCAGUCGGACGUCACUACCGAAACGGCCGAAAACGCAAAUCCACCAGAAGGUGCAUCGGCGACUCCGGCUGCCAGGUCAAGCUCGCGGGUGGCAAACCGACGCAAAUCUAGAAAAUAA
Messenger RNA from Lachancea dasiensis, 1047 nucleotides. Lineage: Eukaryota; Fungi; Ascomycota; Saccharomycetes; Saccharomycetales; Saccharomycetaceae. The record is from the annotation of a GenBank genome assembly.